GAUUUCCCGCUUGGCUUGAGUCGUUCGGUGCGGUCUGACAGAACUUCAGGUCACGAUUUUCAGCAUCGAGCAUUUUUUGGAGGACACAUUUUCCAGUACUCCAGUCAGACUGGCGGUUGUACGUUACUGACCGAUUCGGAAGAGCCUUCAGAAGUUCAGAAUGGAGUUGGGGAAAUUGUCUACCGCUCAAUUAAUAACGGAGCUAAGGCAGUUUGGUAUAGAAGUCUCUGAAGAGGAGAGGAAAAAAUUUGAGGACAAUGAUGUGGAUGGAGAGACUGUUGACGUUGGUCUGACGGAGUCAAUGGUUUCAUUCCUAUUUGAGGGAUCUUUUAAGAAGCAGGCAAAAUUCCUUAGAUUUGUCCAAGAGAUGAAGGAAACGGUGAUAACGCUUGAACCUGUGCCUGCAGAAUGCCUUUUGCAGUCUUCAGCUGGAGCAAGUAAUAUCAGCCGAUCAGCAGCUUUUCCUGAGUUCCUAAGUUUCUUUUUGAUGUUCAGGCUAAAUUGGACCAAAAACAAAGCAACCUUUCAGCAUCAGAUAGGAUCAAAAUUAUAAGAACAUUGUAUGAAAGCAUGGCUCGGUACAGUAUGUAUCUGACUAAUGAAGAGUAUGUUGAAGUGGUGAAGGCCCUGACUCUGAGGUACCCCUUUUUAAAGGACAAAGAGGGCAAUGGAUAUCACACAUGGCACAUGUGUCUGAAAUGCAAGUUUAAAUUUGAGCGGACACCUUUGGCUGAUGUUGAAGAAGUGAAAAGACUUAAACGGAAGUUUGGUCAUUCAAAAAAGUCUCUGCAACAUGAAAAAAGCACUUGCAAACAAAUUACAAGGCCUGUGGACAUGGAUGUCGUUGGAGAGGAUGCUACCUCAAUAGAGGGACAUGUGAAAGUCCUACAGGACCAAUAUCGAAAGACACAGCCAGAUACUCGCAUUGCUGAAGAGCGAAUGAGGAGGACCUUUGCCUGGAGGCAGAAGGAGAUUACUGGUGGGAUGACUGUUGAAGAUGUUGUCAACAAAUAUCCAUUCUUGAAGAGUCCAUCAGGGCUUUAUCAAGAAAUUGGUUUCCUGUAUAAGUCUGUUAAUCUCUGCUGGCACUUUCAAGAAAAUUUUGGAAACAUUGCAUCCAGUGUGCUACAGCUUGCGAAAGGGAAAUCUCUUUUAGCAAAGCCGCACAAAGCAGCUAGAGAAGAAUCUCUCGUUGAAGACCAUCUUGGAAUUGAUUUCAAAGCAGCACUUCUCAUGUUGCCAGCCUUGUUCAGAGAGAAGCUUGAACACUUCAUUGUGCUUGGGGAGAGUGAACCAUCUUCACCAUAUCCAACUGUUCAAGUACAGGAAGCCACUGACUGGAAAAAUGUGCUUACAAGAAGAGUCACUGCAGUCGUCAGAGCUGAUGGGAUAGAGAUCUGCCGGGCUAGCGGUGUGGAUGAAGGGGCUCUUGCUGCAUUUUGUGCCUAUUUCGUCUUCAAUUUGACAUAUCCAACUCACUUGAAAAACACCCUGGUGUUUCUUCAGCGGUAUGUUUUGAAACUUACUGUGGAUGGUGACAAGCCUCUACCUACCCCAGUUACCAGAGUAAUCAACCUUUUACAGUAACAUCUGCAAAAAUGCCUCGCCCGUUCUGUUGUCCUAAAUGCUCUCUGAGAACAUUCACAAUUGUCAAAUUAAUCCAGCACAUUGGUCUCAUUCAUGCUCAUGAGGCAAAUUUUUCAAUAACUUGUGGUCUUAAUGACUGUCAGAGAACAUUUUCAAAGUACGAGUCCUUUAGAUGUCAUGUUUACCGAAAGCAUAAACAUAUGGUGUUACAACGGACUAUGAAUGAUGUUCCUCUGCCUCUGUUUAAGGACGUCGAGGAAGAAUGUCCUAAUGAUAGUGUUGCAUUUUCUGCCCCCCCCAAACAUGAAGGAGCUCUUUUCAGCAAUUUAGAGAGAACCUAUGUGCCUUCGUUCUGAAAUGCAGAGAAAAAAAUCAUCUGCCUCAGUCAGUGCAGCAAGACAUUUUGGAUGAUGUUAAUUUCUUAUUUAGUUUUUUAAAGAGAACUAUGAUGCAUUUCUUGCAUAUCAUCUAUAAAAAAAAAUGGAUUUGAUCUUGCUGCAUGUCCGGAACUUCAGGAAGUGCUACAGUCCCCUGACUUUUUUUCAGAGGCCUCAAGACUUGUUAGGUCUCCAAACAUGUUCAAAGAGUUUUGCAAAUCAAAAUUUCAGAUGACUGAACCUGUGCAGUACACACUAAGAGACUCAAGUGGUAACAAGACUGGAAGUUACUCUUACGUUCCUAUUUGUAAGAUUUUAAGGAAAUACUGUUCUCAUGAGGACAUUUAUUAGCACUAGGUAUUCUUGCUGAAGAACAACUGCCCUAUGCUGUAAACCUCAAUGUGCAGCACAUGAUAUAGCCUGUUUAAUUAGCCGUAUAUCAAUGUAUAACAGUUCUUUUAUUUUGCUGAUUUGAUUUGUAAGGAUUCUACAGUAUAGACAAUUUCUUGUAUUCCUGUUAAAAAAAUGUAAAGGCGUUACUGUUUAAAAUACUGUUUUAUACCUCAGAUUAUAUUUGUUGAGUAAUGUCUGAUGAGCUUUUAUGUGCAAUGAACAAUUAAUUGUCUUGACUCACACCUACUGUUGUGAGAUGAUGU
This is a messenger RNA of Myxocyprinus asiaticus (Chinese sucker), 2620 nucleotides long. RefSeq lists its product as uncharacterized. Lineage: Eukaryota; Metazoa; Chordata; Actinopteri; Cypriniformes; Catostomidae. Bases 571 to 1587 code for a protein of 338 amino acids. The transcript has 10 exons. The record is from RefSeq and is a predicted model, not a curated record.